Messenger RNA from Lolium rigidum, 610 nucleotides. RefSeq names its product vesicle transport protein SFT2B-like. Gene Ontology annotation, biological process: vesicle-mediated transport. Bases 1 to 498 code for a protein of 165 amino acids. Gene Ontology annotation, cellular component: membrane. The transcript is spliced from 6 exons. The record is from RefSeq and is a predicted model, not a curated record. NCBI's taxonomy places the organism in Eukaryota, Viridiplantae, Streptophyta, Magnoliopsida, Poales, Poaceae.
AUGGACGCCCUCACCCGCCUCCACCGCUCGCUCGCCGGCGGCGACGACGAAGAGGGGCAAGAGGACGACCUUCUCGGUGACACCGAAGACCUCUGCUCCCUGUCCCCUCUCCAGCGGCUCUACUACUUUGCGGCGUGCCUGGCUACUGGACUCGUCCUCAUGAUGCUGUCACUUAUUGUUUUCGCCAGACCUAUCAAAUUCGCCAUCAUGUUCACAUUUGGAAACAUAAUGGCAGUUGGCAGCACAGUCUUUGUAAUGGGGGUGAAUAAACAGCUGAGGAUGAUGUUUGACCCAGUUCGCGUUUAUGCUACAGCUAUUUAUGGUGGAUGUGUUGUUUUUGCUCUAAUUUUUGCUCUUUUGCUUCAUGACAAGUUGCUAACAUUGAUUGCAAUCAUCUGUGAGAUCUGCGCCCUCUUUUGGUACAGCUUGAGCUACAUCCCCUUCGCUCGACGAAUCGUUUCCGACCUGAUGGUGAAGCUCUGCGACACUGAACUAUGACCUUACACUGGACACUGGUCAUUCUCAACAUGCCUGGGCACCUGAAAUCAGAGAUCUGCUCAUCUCCACCGCCCCUGCAGUGCAAGUCUGUCACCCAUUUCCCUUUUGUUGA